AUGGCGAGGAUCCACCUCUACGUCGCCGCGGCCUGCGCCGUCGUCCUCGCGCUCGCCGCCCCAGCUCUCGCCGGCGACCCCGACAUGCUCCAGGACGUCUGCGUCGCUGACUACGCCUCCCCGGUCAAGCUGAAUGGAUUCCCGUGCAAGGCGAACAUCUCGGCGGACGACUUCUUCUUCGACGGGCUGAGGAAGCCCGGCAACACCAGCAACGCGGCGGGCUCCCUGGUCACGGCGGCCAACGUGGAGAAGUUCCCGGGGGUGAACACGCUGGGCGUCUCCAUCGCGCGCAUCGACUACGCCCCGGGCGGGCAGAACCCGCCGCACACGCACCCGCGCGCCACCGAGAUCAUCUUCGUCCUCGAGGGCACGCUCGAGGUCGGCUUCAUCACCACCGCCAACAAGCUCUUCACCAAGACGGUCACCAUGGGGGACGUCUUCGUCUUCCCGCGCGGCCUCGUCCACUUCCAGCAGAACAGGGGGUACGGCCCUGCCGCCGUCGUCGCCGCCUUCAACAGCCAGCUCCAGGGCACGCAGCAAAUCGCCGUGACGCUCUUCGGCGCCACGCCGCCCGUGUCCACCGACAUCCUCGCCAAGGCCUUCCGGAUCGGCGACGGGGAGGUGGAGCACAUCAAGGCAAACUUCGCGCCCAAAUAG
This is a messenger RNA of Miscanthus lutarioriparius, 657 nucleotides long. The record is from the annotation of a GenBank genome assembly. Lineage: Eukaryota; Viridiplantae; Streptophyta; Magnoliopsida; Poales; Poaceae.